UCUCCAUAGAGCUAGCAGCCACUAGCCACUCAGGGGGAGAAAGGACAGUGAAAGCCAGCCUGUGUGUGUGUUUCUAUGUGUGUGUGUGAGUGUGUGAGGCAGUGAGGGCUGCCUGAGCAGACGAGCAGGCACGACCACUGCUGCAGUCUUGGUUCCACAGACCUUUUCCCUUCUAACCUUGCCCAGCUGCUCUAUUCAGACCUGCUUCUUGUCCCAGUGCAGGGAAGAGAGGGAUCCGAGCGGUACAGGGGUCCAGGACUGAUCACACAUCUCCAGUCCUCCUAGCAGCUGACAGCUCCUGGCGUACGUGCAGACAGGAUGAUAGCGGCUCAGCUCCUGGCCUACUACUUCACUGAGUUGAAGGAUGAUCAGCUCAAAAAGAUCGACAAGUACCUGUACUCCAUGCGUUUCUCCGAUGAGACGCUGAGGGACAUCAUGAGCCGCUUCCGCAGGGAGAUGGAGAGUGGCCUGGACCGGGACACCAACCCCACCGCCACCGUCAAGAUGCUGCCCACCUUCGUCAGGUCCAUCCCCGAUGGAUCAGAAAAGGGAGACUUCAUAGCUCUCGAUCUCGGGGGGUCAAACUUCCGAAUCCUGCGUGUGAAGGUGACGCACGACAAGAAGCAGCCGGUUCAGAUGGAGAGCCAGGUCUACGACACCCCCGAUGACAUCAUCCACGGGAGCGGGACACAGCUCUUCGACCAUGUCGCAGACUGCUUGGGAGACUUUAUGGAGAAGCAAAAAGUAAAGGACAAAAGGUUCCCUGUGGGAUUUACGUUCUCCUUCCCCUGCACCCAGAGCAAGCUGGAUGAGGCCGUCUUGCUGACAUGGACAAAGAAAUUCAAAGCCAGCGGGGUAGAGGGCAUGGAUGUUGUGAAACUUCUGAACAAGGCCAUCAAAAAACGAGGGGACUACGAAGCAGACCUCAUGGCAGUGGUGAACGACACGGUCGGCACGAUGAUGACGUGUGGAUUUGAUGAUCAGCGCUGUGAAGUGGGAAUUAUCAUAGGAACGGGAACAAACGCCUGCUACAUGGAGGAGCUGCGUCACAUUGACCUGGUGGAAGGAGACGAGGGCCGGAUGUGCAUCAACACCGAGUGGGGAGCCUUCGGGGACGACGGCUCCCUGGAAGACAUUCGCACAGAGUUUGAUCGGGAGAUCGACAGAGGUUCCAUCAACCCAGGAAAACAACUGUUUGAGAAGAUGGCCAGUGGGAUGUACCUGGGGGAACUGGUCCGGCUCAUCCUGGUCAAGAUGGCCAAAGAGGGGCUGCUGUUUGAGGGACGGAUAACCCCGGAGCUGCUGACCAAAGGAAAGAUCGAGACAAAACACGUCUCUGCCAUUGAAAAGACUAAAGAAGGGCUGAAGAAGUGCAUGGAGAUCCUGACGAGACUGGGCGUGGAGCCGUCAGAAGAAGACUGUCUGGCCGUGCAGCAUGUGUGCACCAUCGUGUCCUUCCGCUCAGCCAACCUCAUGUCUGCGUCUCUGGGAGCCAUCCUGCUGCGGCUGAAGGACAACAAGGGGGUGGCGCGCCUGCGCACCACGGUGGGGAUCGACGGCUCCCUCUACAAGAUGCACCCGCAAUAUGCUCGCCGCCUGCACAAGACGGUGCGGCGCCUGGUCCCGGACUCAGACGUCCGCUUCCUGCUGUCUGAGAGUGGGAGUGGGAAAGGAGCUGCCAUGGUGACGGCAGUGGCGUACCGUCUCACAGAACAAGCACGCCAGAUCCAGCAGACUCUAGCAGAGUUCAGGUUGACCAAAGCUCAGCUGCUGGAGGUGAAGAAGCGCAUGAGAGUGGAGAUCGAGAGAGGCCUGAACGAGAGCAGCCACGAGGACGCUUCGGUCAAAAUGCUGCCCACCUUCGUCCGCACCACGCCCGACGGAUCAGAAAAUGGAGAUUUCCUUGCUCUGGACCUUGGUGGGACAAACUUCCGUGUGCUGCUGGUGAAGAUCCGCAGUGGGAAGAAGCGAUCAGUGGAGAUGCACAACAAGAUAUAUGCCAUCCCCAUAGAGGUUAUGCAGGGCACAGGAGAAGAGCUUUUUGACCACAUCGUUCACUGCAUCUCUGAUUUUCUGGACUACAUGGGAAUGAAAAGUGCUCGACUGCCGCUGGGCUUCACCUUCUCCUUCCCCUGCCAUCAGACCAGCCUGGACGCAGGUAUCCUAGUAAACUGGACAAAAGGCUUCAAGGCAACAGACUGUGAAGGUGAAGAUGUGGUGGAGCUCCUGCGGGACGCCAUCAAGAGGAAAGAGGAGUUUGAGCUGGAUGUGGUUGCCAUAGUGAACGACACGGUGGGAACAAUGAUGACUUGUGCAUAUGAGGAGCCCAGCUGUGAGGUGGGACUUAUCGCAGGGACAGGGAGUAACGCCUGCUACAUGGAGGAGAUGAAGAACAUCGAGAUUGUGAAUGGGAAAGAGGGUCGUAUGUGUGUUAAUAUGGAGUGGGGAGCGUUUGGAGACAACGGCUGCCUGGACGACAUCAGGACGAAAUAUGACCAGGCAGUGGACGAGAACUCACUCAAUGAAGGGAAACAAAGAUAUGAGAAGAUGUGCAGUGGGAUGUACCUGGGGGAAAUUGUCCGGCAGAUUUUGAUCGAUCUGACCAGGCGUGGCUUCCUGUUCCGAGGACAGAUCUCGGAGACGCUGAAGACCCGAGGAAUCUUUGAGACAAAGUUCCUGUCACAAAUAGAAAGCGAUCGUCUGGCGCUGCUGCAGGUCAGGGCCAUCCUGCAGCAGCUGGGGCUGGACAGCACCUGUGAUGACAGUAUCAUUGUCAAGGAGGUGUGUGGCACGGUGUCCCGCCGCGCCGCUCAGAUCUGCGGAGCCGGCAUGGCUGCCGUGGUGGACAAGAUCCGUGAGAACAGAGGACUGGACCACCUGGACGUCACGGUGGGCGUGGACGGCACGCUCUACAAGCUGCACCCACACUUCUCUCGGAUCUUUCAGCUGACGGUGAAAGAACUUGCCCCCAAAUGUGAGGUGAACUUCCUGCUGUCUGAGGACGGCAGCGGGAAGGGGGCGGCCCUCAUCACUGCCGUGGGCUGCCGCCAGAGGGAGUUGGACGCCCAGCAGUGAGGAGCUGCGUCCCGUCUGCCCACCAGAACUACCUGCUGCUCCACCGUGACCUCCACCCGCUGCACAGCCCCAUGCACAGCCCCAUGCACAGCCCCAUGCACAGCCCCAUGCAUCUCCCCUUGGCAGCCGUGACUCCACUUCUGCCCCGCCUGGUCCCCCUUCAGCCAGAGAGAUAAGCUGCCUGGACAGAGUUACACAUACUGAAGAUGAAAAUAUUUAUUUAUACUGCCACAGUGUUUAUUAUUUCCAUGUUUGUACAUUUUGCUCAAAGCUUGUCAACUAUCUGAUCAAAUCUAAACUCCUUAGGUGUGCAAUAUUUGUGUAUUGCUAAUUUUAUUUUUAUAUGGAGGUAAAUAUAUAACUGUAUUUAUAAUCCCAGAGAUCAUUAGGAUUUUGCACCAUAGACACCAGUAAAUGUCUGCACUUUUUAUACCAGAGUAAGUACAGAAGCAUUUCCAUGUAAUUUCCAAAUGAAGGAUGUCCUCCUCAGCAAACGUUCUUCCAGGCUCAGAGAGCGUCUGGGAAAGGGCUCGCUGCAGAGGGCCGAACGCAAGAGUCACGGCUGUUAAAGUCCAAGUCAUUUUAUAAGCAACAUGCUCACACGAUGUGCUAGGCUACUAACCCUGUUUGUGCAACUGUCUGUGUCCGUCACAUAUUCAAAUAUUCCUGCGACACCAUACCAUUUAUUCCUGGAGUGGACAAGGUAGCAAAAGGGAAGUGUUUUAGUAUCUUAUUGGUAUUUGUGAAUUAUUAUAGUUUCGGUGUUGUGAUGAAUCCCACUUCUAUUCAUUGUGUGUGCAAAAGAAUAAAUGUUUAUUGGGCCCCAAGAAAAGGAUGGAUACUACACGCGCUUCCGUAUCCGUGGCUGAGUGUCGGUGUGUCCUGCUGUGACGACCCGUGGCUUUCAAUGUCCAGAGCUCUGUGGAGAGUGCAUGCCUUAUGUCAAGACAAACGAGAGCGCUGAAGAAUUUUCUUUUCCUUUGUUUUUUUUAAAAAUACAUCUAUAUAGAUUUGUGACCAACACAGUAAAAAAAUAAAUAAAUAAAUAAAAAUACGUGAAUUCAUUAAACUAUAUUUUGUUGUGGA
Molecule: messenger RNA, 4161 nt
Organism: Cololabis saira (Pacific saury)
Lineage: Eukaryota; Metazoa; Chordata; Actinopteri; Beloniformes; Belonidae
Product: hexokinase-1
Exons: 18
Coding region: 319-3075 (918 amino acids)
Biological process (GO): glucose 6-phosphate metabolic process; intracellular glucose homeostasis; glycolytic process
Cellular component (GO): mitochondrion; cytosol
Molecular function (GO): glucokinase activity; D-glucose binding; ATP binding
Source: RefSeq, a predicted model, not a curated record